Messenger RNA from Drosophila subobscura, 2261 nucleotides. RefSeq names its product glutamic acid-rich protein. The record is from RefSeq and is a predicted model, not a curated record. Bases 43 to 2196 code for a protein of 717 amino acids. NCBI's taxonomy places the organism in Eukaryota, Metazoa, Arthropoda, Insecta, Diptera, Drosophilidae. The transcript is spliced from 8 exons.
AGUUCUUUUGAUUUGUGUACUGCAAUUAUCGAGUUCUACAAAAUGGGUAUCUACGAGGACACCUUAAUAAAAGUAGUGGAGCAUAUGCUGGCCCAGAAAAGCAUCGAGGUGCAGGACGAGUCGGUGAAACGCUGGAUGGCUCGCCAAAUGGGCGACAAAUUGUCGGAAAUUGGCACAAUGGCUAGUAAUUGGGCAAGUCACGCUGGCCGCUCCCAGCCGGGAUAUUUCGAUGUGGAGCGCACCUUUAAGAGCUUGAACAUCACGGCCGAGGAUCUUGCCGCCGAGGUCAAGGCUAGUGCGGGCAAGCCCAUGCCCAAGAUCGACUUUCCCGAACCGGAGACGCGGGUGCAUCACACGCCAGCCAUACCAUUGCUGGGUGCCACUUCGGCAAAGGAAAUGGCCAAGCACCCAAAUGUUCCCAGUUUCCUGCCGCCUUUUCCCGGGCCACACACCUACAAGAGCACACCGAUGGUGCCGAACAACAAAAUUGAUCACGUGGAGGCGCGCGAGAAGAUGGCACUGAAGCGACGGCAAGAGAAGGAUAACCUCAACGGUCUAUACAUGCGCAUGAAGCCAACUGUGUCCUUGAUCAGCGAGCCAACCGGUCGAUUUGAUUUGCUCGCCUUGGAGCCGCCCAAGAGACCUGCCUACGUGGACGCCCUAAUGGCACGCGAUCAGAAAUACGAAGUUGAUAUCUACGGCGAUAACGAUGCGAUUCCCGAGCAAGCGCCCAAGAACCCAUUUUUGAUGCCACCAAAACCACCUGGCACCCCCAAGACGCCCUUUCCCAUCGACUUGGGUUUGAUCUAUAACGAACAUAAGGGUCAGAAGUCUGCUGGUGCCCAUGACGAUUUCGUUGCUCUCUACAAUGAAAUCUACGGAGUCCACGAACCUUUCAACGAGACCCUGAAAGUACCCAAGACUGACUUUAACUUUGCUACUGAAACAACAACUGUAGCAGAGGUGCAGAAUUCUGAGGUAAUUGUAGUGGCAAGAAACGAGACUACGAAUAUCAAAGAGCAGAAGCCCGAAGCAGCGGUUGAGCAGGCUUCCACUUCUGGCUCCGUAGAAAAGGUCCAUAAGAGAUCUAAGAAGAAAAAUAAGAAGCAGAAGAAAGCCAAAGAGUCGAAGGCUGACUUGUUGGGCCGUGUGACCUCUGAAGAUCUAAAGAACUUAGAGCCAGAGCCUGUGCCAAAGGUGGAACAAACUCAGGAGAAAGAGAUUAUAGCAGAGCAGAAGCCCCAAGCAGAGGUUGAGCAGGUUUCCACUGCUGGCUCCGCAGAGAAUCUUCCUCAGAGCUCUCACAGCAAGAAAAGGCGUCCUAAGAAGGACAAGAAGCAGGACAAGAAAGCGAAAAAGUCGAGGGCUGACUUGUUUGGCCGUGCGACCCCUGAAGCCAUUGUAGAUCUAAAGAACUUAGAGCCAGAGCCUGUGCCAAAGGUAGAGGAAACUCAGGAGAAAAAGAAUAUAGCAGAGCAGAAGCCCGAAGCAGCGGUUGAACAGGCAUCCACUUCUGGCUCCGUAGAAAAGGUCCAUAAGAGAUCUAAGAAAAAAAAUAAGAAGCAGAAGAAAGCCAAAGAGUCGAAGGCUGACUUGUUGGGCCGUGUGACCCCUGAAGCCAUUGUAGAUCUAAAGAACUUAGAGCCAGAGCCUGUGCCAAAGGUGGAACAAACUCAGGAGAAAGAGAUUAUAGCAGAGCAGAAGCCCCAAGCAGAGGUUGAGCAGGCUUCCACUGCUGGCUCCGGAGAGAAUCUUCCUCAGAGCUCUCACAGCAAGGAAAGGCGUUCUAAGAAGGACAAGAAGCAGGACAAGAAAGCGAAAAAGUCGAGGGCUGACUUGUUUGGCCGUGCGACCUCUGAAGAUCUAAAGAACUUAGAGCCAGAGCCUGUGCCAGAGGUGGAGGAAACUCAGGAGAAAGGGAAUAUCGCAGAGCAGAAGCCCCAAGCAGACGUUGAGCAGGCUUCCACUGCUGGCUCCGGAGAGAAUCUUCCACAGAGCUCUCACAGCAAGAAAAGGCGUCCUAAGAAGGACAAGAAGCAGGACAAGAAAGCCAAAAAGUCGAGGGCUGAGAUGUUCGCCGGUUUGGCCAAUGAAGCCUCGAAAGAAGUGGAAAAUAAGGAAAACGUUCCGAUAUCCGUGAACAAGACUCUCCGCGACGGUAAGAAGUCGAAAAGAAUGCAUAAAUGUGUAAAUUAAACUCUGAAUAAAACUGCAAGCUGGGGCAGAGAGCUCGGGGAAUAUUACCAUUUGAGUGCCAGGCG